Oreochromis aureus is the source of this 789-nucleotide messenger RNA. Its product is annotated as dynein heavy chain 5, axonemal-like. The transcript is spliced from 6 exons. Bases 1 to 789 code for a protein of 262 amino acids. Gene Ontology annotation, biological process: microtubule-based movement. The record is from RefSeq and is a predicted model, not a curated record. Gene Ontology annotation, cellular component: dynein complex. Gene Ontology annotation, molecular function: dynein intermediate chain binding; dynein light intermediate chain binding; minus-end-directed microtubule motor activity. NCBI's taxonomy places the organism in Eukaryota, Metazoa, Chordata, Actinopteri, Cichliformes, Cichlidae.
AUGUGGCAGGCAGGUUUAGGACCCAAAUGCAGGACGCAGAACACAAGAGAGUUGUGGGGCUCUGUGCAGGACGGCGCCUCGUGUCCACACGUCCGGUCCUUCCUGUCCUCGGUGGAUCAGUUUGUCAGUAAUCUGAGCUCAGCCCGACUGAACAUGGAGAGAAAGUUCCAGCUGCAGCACGUGGAGCUUCCUGACGCCAUCAGCCAGCUGAGCAGCCCUGCAGACUACAGAGCAGCAGCCAAUAACAGUGAGCUGGUGGGGCGUCUGGAGGAGGUGUUGACCCUGUGGACCAAUCAAAUCGAGCAGGUGCUGACGGAGAGCGAGCAGAUGAGGAAAGAGGCCGACGAUGUCGGGCCGUCGGCCGAGCUGGAGCUCUGGAAGAGGCGCACGGUGACCUUCAACAGGCCGGUGCUGCUGCAGAGAAUCUCUGACUGCUGUAAUCUGAAUGCGGCGUAUCAGCGAAGCUUCCACAGCGUCAGAGACAAACUGAGAGAAAACCCUGAGAACAGACAGUUUGACUUCAGUGAGAACUACAUCUUCGGGAAGUUUGACUCUUUCUGCCGCCGUCUGGAGAAGAUGGCCGACAUGGCGUCCACGCUGGAGAGCCUGGCUGCUCUGCAGAGCAUGAAGGUGGAGGGCAUGGAGAAGAUCUGUGUUCGCUACCAGACCAUCGUCUCCACAACUGAAUCCAAGACCUGUGACAUCCUGGAUCACCGCAAACUGGAGGUGAUUUCAAAUCUAUAUUCUUUAAACACAUUAAUCACUUUUAUUAUAUAUGGGAAAAAAUAA